AAUCUUCCUUGGGCGUUUAUAUAUGCACUGAGGAGGUAGUGAUGAGAGACAGCACCAAAUUUCCAACAACCCAUUAGACAAGCUGGUUCCCAGAAAUAAAAUCAAAUCAUGGGGUGGACUUCAGAACAUCCUUCACUCUUUCUCCUACUCCUGUCUCUGUCUCUCCCCCUCUUCCUCUUCCUCCUCCGCCGCCGCAACAGCAAAACCUCAUCCUCAAACCAUCGUCUUCCGCCGGGACCACCGGGCUGGCCAGUCUUCGGAAACAUGUUCCAGCUCGGAGACAUGCCUCACCGCACCCUCACCAAUCUAAGGGACAAGUUCGGCCCCGUGGUGUGGCUCAAAAUCGGCGCCAUGAACACCAUGGCGAUUCUCUCCGCCGAAGCCGCCACCGUGUUCUUCAAGCACCACGACCACGCCUUCGCGGACCGAACCAUAACCGAAAUCAUGCGUGUCCACAACUACGACAAGUCAUCCCUGGCCCUCGCCCCUUAUGGCCCUUACUGGCGCCUCAUGCGGCGCCUCGUGACCGUGGACAUGCUCGUUUCAAAACGCAUAAACGACACCGCAUCCAUCCGUCGGAAAUGCGUAAACGACAUGAUCAACUGGGUGGCGAAAGAAGCGAGCAAGUCAGAACAUGGUCGUGGGGUCCACGUGUCGCGUUUUGUUUUCCUGAUGACGUUUAACUUGUUCGGGAACCUGAUGCUGUCACGGGACUUGUUUGACCCGGAAUCCGAAGACGGGUCGGAGUUUUUCAGCGCGAUGAUGGGGCUGAUGGAGUGGACGGGGCACGCUAACGUGACCGACCUGUUUCCCUGGCUGAGUUGGCUGGAUCCGCAGGGACUGAGGAGGAAGAUGGACAGGGACAUGGGGAAGGCGCUGGGAAUCGCGUCCAGGUUCGUGAAACAGCGUUUGGAACAGCAGCUGCACCGUGGCACCAACAAGUCAAGGGACUUCUUGGAUGUCUUGAUUGACUUUCAAAGCACCAACAGUCAAGAAGCACUCAACGUUUCAGAUAAAGAUCUCAACAUUUUCAUAUUGGAAAUGUUCUUGGCUGGGUCAGAAACAACGAGCAGCACAAUAGAGUGGGCCAUGACGGAGCUUCUGUGCAACCGGGAGUGUCUGUUGAAGGUGAAAAGGGAGCUGAGUUGGGUGGUUGGGUGCGGAAGAGAAGUUGAAGAGAGCGACAUAGACAAGCUUCCGUACCUGCAAGGUGUGGUUAAGGAAACACUUCGCUUACAUCCUCCGAUUCCGUUGCUUGUCCCUCGCAAGGCCACGGAGGACACAGAGUUCAUGGGAUAUUACAUACCCAAAGACACGCAGGUUUUCGUGAACGCGUGGGCGAUUGGGAGAGACCCCAGCGCCUGGGAUGAACCAUUGGUCUUCAAGCCCGAGCGAUUUUCUGAGAAUAAUAAUAUUGAUUACAAGGGGCACCACUUCGAGUUUAUUCCGUUCGGGGCUGGAAGAAGAAUGUGUGCGGGUGUGCCUUUGGCGCAUAGAGUGCUUCACUUGGUGCUGGGAUCAUUGCUUCACCGUUUCGAUUGGGAACUUGACUGCCACGUCACGCCCUCCACCAUGGACAUGAGGGACAAGCUCGGCAUAACCAUGCGAAAGUUUCAGCCCUUGCUCGCCGUCCCAAAAUUAAUUGUCUCUUCCUCCUGAAUUUUUUUUUUCAAUUCAAACCUAUGGAUCAAUUUGUUUUUUUACAACCCAAAUUGUCACCACUUUUGUUGAAAUAAAAUAAAUAUUUCCUCCGUGGCAGGGAGUCUUGGGAA
Messenger RNA from Glycine soja, 1772 nucleotides. RefSeq names its product cytochrome P450 76A2-like. NCBI's taxonomy places the organism in Eukaryota, Viridiplantae, Streptophyta, Magnoliopsida, Fabales, Fabaceae. Bases 109 to 1659 code for a protein of 516 amino acids. The transcript has 2 exons. Gene Ontology annotation, molecular function: monooxygenase activity; heme binding; iron ion binding. The record is from RefSeq and is a predicted model, not a curated record.